Haemonchus placei is the source of this 2640-nucleotide messenger RNA. NCBI's taxonomy places the organism in Eukaryota, Metazoa, Nematoda, Chromadorea, Rhabditida, Trichostrongylidae. The record is from the annotation of a GenBank genome assembly.
AUGGAACAGGCACAUCAAGCGAUUCGCGAAUGUGUUGGUUCUACGAUACUGGCACUGGCUCUCGAGACAAAUGAGAAACCGUUCGCCGAAUUCCUGAAGGGACGUGAAGAAAAGGCCCAAACUUGUGAAGAAAAGUUUCUGAGCGACAGUACAGAUUUCGAAGCCCUACAGAGUCUUGUCUAUGAUGAUUCACGAAAUUGCUUUCAACAUCUACCACGAAAUCGUCACGGUCGUUCUGAGGUGACUCGCACUUGUGCAUGGGACGGUGGGUCAGCAACGCUACCAGAAGAACGCCAACCGUCGGAAUGUUUAGCGGCCUUCCGUGGCGAACGAAGGCGGUGUGAAGAGCUAUUGCAAUGUUGCCCAGAUCACACCAGAUGCGGAGAACGAAUGAAUGCUCUUUCAAUAGCAUAUCAACACGCAAAAUCGAAAUCUAACGAGAUUGUGGAGCGUCUGUUGUUGUGCCUUGGAUCGUUGGAGCCGUCAACAGUACUGGAAUUGGCUGGAAUGAAAGUUGGUCGGCUUCAGUUUCGCGUGCCUGGACUGCCAUUUUACAAGCCCGAUCGGAUAGUGGAAAAGCGAAUAUCUCGUCGUCUCAGCAUGAUGUCCUACUCUGCCAUCGAUGAGAGGAAAAGUCGUUUCAUCAAGAAGUUCCAGAAAAAGAGGGAUGCAAUCGUGGCAAGCAGGUCGUCAAGGAAUGUUCCAAAAUCGCAAUUCGUCUCUCAUACAACUUCCCCUAUCACAAGCGAACAACGAGUUGCUAUUGUGAAAAAUCUGUUUCGAAACGCUAAAGAAGAUGAGCUGGCCGUCUAUGCAUCUCUUCUGGCUGAAGGAAAUUUCGCCCGUCUAGCUGAACUGGAACGAGAAAAAAGCGCCGGUGACGGCAAGGGAUCAGAAAUGCAACGAGAAAUGCAACGAGUUCGAGAUGCAAUUAAGGCUUCGUUACUGUCAAAGGGCCAGAAAACGAUGGACUUCUUAGUGCCAGCCGCACUGAAAACUGCUCGGAAGGAACAAAGUCAACAAAUCAACGAAGAGGUAUGGAUAUUGGAUGGCCAAGCUGCUACGGAUGAAGGCGGAGAACCUAAGAAACGUGCGGUCGCUUUACAGUCGCUACAGCUUUUCGGGUGGACCCCGACGAAACAUAAGAAACUUAUUCCGAACAAGAAGCUGUCAUCAGAAUGGUCUUCAGAAUGGUCCAAUAGGUCCGUCGAGGAACAGCCUACAUCAAGUGAAGAAAGUCGUGCACCUCCUGGUCACUUCAGUGGAGUUCUCAUCAAUUUACUGAAGGAAGAUGACAUUAUCACAUCGCCUCACGUCAAGACGACUUACAAGAAUAUGAGUUAUAUUCGUUUACAGAACCAAAAAAUCCCCCUAGACGCGUCAAAGGCCGUGUCGGUCACUGCACUAUCUGGGAAAGGCAGCAUGACAACAACAUAUAUGAACGGAACUUCCGUCACAAAAGCGAUCACGAGAGAUGAAAUCGUGGCCACCAGUCCAAAGCCACCUGUGGAUAUCAGCAGCACCAUUGACUGUGACAAUCAAACAACCUUAACCGUCAAUGACACUCUGAUCGAUGAAAUAGAAGGAUCCGCUUCUCCUUUGACUGACGUGACAACCGAAAUUACCGGAAUACCCUUGAAGCCAUUAACCAUAGAGGCCGAUACCACUCAAGACAGCGAUGACGAAGAAGCAACUGCUUUACUAUCUGGGGACGAAGAACAUGCGGACACACACAUGAAGAAGAACGGUACAGAUAAUCUACCGAAGGCAGUGUUAGAAGAGGUUGAUGUGACCAAAGAAGGACAGACGACGAAGGUCAUCAAUGUAGGUACAACAGGCAGCGCCAAGAACGACACGGUAAGCGAGGAAACGACACCGAAGCCAAAGUCAGAAGAGGUGUACGAAAGACAAGACAGAGACAUUAAAGAAGCAGCUGGAAGGACUACGAAUUUUUGGGCUGCACCGCUAAUUACGAGACUGCCGGAUAAUACUGGGUCCCAACGAAUAAGGAGUUGUGUCCGGCUCGCAUCAUGUAUGGACAUUGUUCGUGACUAUGAAAAUGAAUGCGAACAGCGAUAUUCCAGAGGUUUCCUCACCCACGGUAUUGACGAUGGUGAUGUACUGCAAAUACUCAAUCACAGCUCGCUUAGCAGAGGUAUGCUAGCCCAUCAGACUUGUCUACGAUCCAUCGAGAAGUCAGACUACGCAAUGGUAAAGCACUUGUUGGUGACGCAGCGCAGUCUAAGAAAGGCAUGCCUGGAACACAGCAAGGACAGAAGAAGAAUGAGCGCUGACGAGAUUCUCAUUUGUCAAAAACCGCUUCCGUCGACGGAGCCAAUCGAUGACUUCUUAUUCAAAAAUCAUUAUCGUUCUGAAGAGAACCGAGACGAUUGUCAUAGAAACUUGAAAGACUUCAAGGAGGCGUGCUAUUCAUUGUCAACCUGUUGCAUGCUGACCAUUCAAAGCUGCGAGAAGCAGUUGAACACUUCGCAACUACAUGGACGACUCAGAGAAUCGGUCGAUCGACUUGUCGAACGACAUAACGAAUGUGAGAAGAAUGUAAUGGAAAACCUGAAAAUAUUUGCAUCCUCUGGCGACGAAAGGCAACAAUUACUGCUUCCAAACGAUUUCCGUUCGUAA